UAAAUCUGGGACUCUCCACCAUUUGACCCUAGAACUGAAGAAGCUUCUCGGAUGAGAGGUGAAAGCAACAUAAAGAAGUCCAGGCGCUUUUCUUUCCAAGCUUCUUAGACCAUAAGCUGUGUCUACAAGACAGUAAAGGAGCACAACCAGAAAUGUACUUUCCUGCAGUGCACCAGUGCCUACCUCUGGAUCAUAAAGAUGUCAACCUCAGUGUGAUCAGGUACACACCCCACAUCCCUGUUCAUCUAGAGUAUAUUGGAUCACAUAAUACAAUAUCAGGACAACCCAUGGUGAUAUCCACUGGGAUGCAGUCCAUGGAAACCAUACACUGUGUCUACAAGAUAGUAAAGGAGCACAAGCAAAACUUCACCCUCCUGCAGUGCACCAGCACCAACCCUUUGGAUCCUAAAGAGGCCAACCUCAGUGUGAUCAAGCUGGGCAAGUCAGUGAUAGCUAAGGUGGCCAUUUCCAAAGGUACGGUGCUCUGCCUUCACAUGUUUGCAGUGAAGGUUGGUGAGCCAAAGGGCAUCCCUCCAGAGAACAUGCAGAACCUGGUGGGCAAGAAGAUCAAAGUGGACAUGGAUAAAGAUGACAGCAUUUUGGCAGACGUGAUAGAAUAAAAACAUUUCCAAAACUGUUGAAAAGAGGCAGGCAGAUAGAGAGGGUUAGAAAACGUAGAAAGAAAUUGGACAGGUGAUGUGAACAGACAGAAACAGCAAAUAAUGGGCUUAAAUGAAGAUGAAGUUUGUAUCUGAUAAAAUUAACGGAAAGAGAGGAAGUGUCUUCCCGGUAUAAUUUGCACAAAUUAAGCGAAAUAAAUAUAAAUAUAAACAUGUCUGUAUCACUGUAUCAUUUAUGUCGGCUAUCACUUCCGACAUAAAUGAAGACAGGAAAGUAAACAGCGGUGACUUUUGAAGGGUUACUGAAGUUGGACUAGCUGGUAUAUAAUGAUGUGCUAUGUGAUUGCUAGCGACACAGCUAUGUUAGGAUAAUAGUGAAGCUGGAGGAUGAAUGCUAACCUUUUUCCACUAGAUAAAAGCUAAUGUGAGGGCUCCCGAAGGUUAGGCACAAAUCCAAUCGUGUGGCAGGAUGCUGUAAACGGACCGAACUUUAGUCACGAGAACAACUGAGAUAACCCAUCCACAAUACGAGGUUAGUCAUUAAUAUACUGCUGCAUG
This is a messenger RNA of Oreochromis aureus, 1178 nucleotides long. RefSeq names its product sialic acid synthase-like. Gene Ontology annotation, molecular function: N-acylneuraminate-9-phosphate synthase activity. The record is from RefSeq and is a predicted model, not a curated record. The transcript is spliced from 3 exons. Bases 153 to 620 code for a protein of 155 amino acids. Lineage: Eukaryota; Metazoa; Chordata; Actinopteri; Cichliformes; Cichlidae. Gene Ontology annotation, biological process: carbohydrate biosynthetic process.